CGACAAGACAACAUUAUGACUCUGACCUGUAGUAGCAGUACCAACCCAGCUGUAAAGAACUACACCUGGUACAGAGCUGAUGGAGGCCAGGAGACUUUUAUGGGGACUGGACACGUUUUAACUGUCAAAGCUUCAAAUGUCAGCGGUCAUAUUUUCUGCAAGGCUGAAAAUGAACUGGGGAGUGGACGAUCUGACAACAAACACAUAGAUGUUCAGCGUCUUCAGGAUAACUGUGGACCCUACAGUGGAGUUCUCUUCUGGGCUGUUACUGGAGUGUCUCUCAUUGUGAACAUCGUCCUCACACUCUGCAUGAUGUUUCUUUGGAAACAAAGAGAGAGCAUGAAGCCAAAAGAAGAGGACAGCACUUACAUGAAUCUGGAUCAUACUAACAGAUCUCCAGACUAUGAUGUCAUUGCCAAUCGUCAUACCUGAUUAUUUGAAGACAAUGCUCUCUCUCUGUCUCCCUCUCUCGCUCUGUUCUUCCUGCAUUGCUUUAAAUAUCGACUUUGAGAUAUGAAUGUGAUAUUUCAAUAUUCUGCAGGGUGUUUGGCACAAUACAUGAUGAAUUCUCAGUAAUUUCACUUAACAUUUUCUCUAUGAAGCUUCUGAUGUCCAAAUCUGGAGAGAUAUUGAUCAUGAAUUAUGGAUAAGUUUGAGGUGAUGGUUUUCACUUUUGUUUGUAUUGAAGCUCUGCUAAUCAAGAUUUUUAUUUUUUAUUGAAAAAGUAAAUGGUUUAUCAAAAGAGAUGCACACUGAAUCAAUCCAAGAUAUGGAAACAUUGGUACAGUUGUAUCCUCUGGGGACGCUGUUUUUAUCUAUUUAGUGAUUUUAUACCAUGCAUUGCAUUCAUGUUGCAGGUUUUUAUACUGUGCUUUGUAUUUCAUGUAUCUUGUAUUGUAUUUUAUGUCUUUUGGAUUUUCUGAUUUGGACCCUGAGUCUGUAAUAAAGUUUUGAUUCAUUCAUUGCAUGCUCUUGUUUUCCAAUCAGAUUAAAGAAAGCCUGUGAGGCCAGUUCCAGA
This is a messenger RNA of Labrus mixtus (cuckoo wrasse), 1018 nucleotides long. Its product is annotated as B-cell receptor CD22-like. The record is from RefSeq and is a predicted model, not a curated record. The coding region runs from base 16 to 432 and encodes 138 amino acids. NCBI's taxonomy places the organism in Eukaryota, Metazoa, Chordata, Actinopteri, Labriformes, Labridae. The transcript has 3 exons.